Molecule: messenger RNA, 1620 nt
Organism: Podospora anserina S mat+
Lineage: Eukaryota; Fungi; Ascomycota; Sordariomycetes; Sordariales; Podosporaceae
Exons: 2
Coding region: 1-1620 (539 amino acids)
Biological process (GO): polysaccharide biosynthetic process
Cellular component (GO): membrane
Molecular function (GO): acyltransferase activity, transferring groups other than amino-acyl groups
Source: RefSeq, a predicted model, not a curated record
AUGGCGGGAUACACCCCCCUCACAUACCAGGAAACCCUCAGCCUCCCUUCUUCUUCUUCGUCCUCUUCAUCCUCCUCAUCCUCCUCCUCCUCCUCCUCAUCAUCAUCAUCAUCAUUUGACGAAACAGAAAAGUUCAUCCCCGACCUCGAAACACACGACCCCCUUUUCACCCUCCCGCCACCAUCCCCCUUGCCUCCCCGUCACCGCCCACCACGCUCCCUUUUGAAACGCACCCUCAUCUUCCUACUACCCUCCUUCCUCCAACCAGGCUACGUCCAACCAAUCCCCAAGUCCCCCACCGCCUACCUCGACGGCAUCCGCGGCCUGGCCGCUUUAUUUGUCUUCUUCUGCCACUACCUCUACACCUGCUACACCAUCGCCACCGGGUACGGGUAUGUCCCCCCACCUCCCUCCCUCGACGACAGCGACGGUGACUUCCACAAUACAUCCUCCUCCGGCCCCUACAACGAAUCCCCCUUCCACAGCAGCACCACCACCACCACCUCCCUCCCCCCCAACCCCUACACACCAGACCACCUCCACCCUUUCAAGCUCCCCUUCAUCCGCCUUUUGUACUCCGGCCCCCCGAUGGUGGCCGUGUUUUUCGUCAUCUCGGGCUACGCUCUAUCCCUCAAGCCCCUCACCCUCCUCGCCUCCCAAAACUGCUCGGCCUUCUCCACCGCCCUAUCGAGCCUCAUCUUCCGGCGCUGCCUCCGCCUGUUCCUCCCGCCGGCGAUCUCCGCUUUCUUCGUCGUCAUCCUCACCCGGAUGGGUGCCUACACCGCCAUGGGUGACUUUGCCGCACUGAUGAAAUGGUCUACUGUUCGGAAUGUUUCAAGAAGAGCGCACUAUGAGGGCGCUGAAACUCGACGGCCAGAGCCAGAUGCUGAGACUGGGGAAAGGGGGUGGGGGAGAUUUAUGCAUGUCUGGGAUUGGGAGGGUGGCGGGCGGGCUGAACGAGGAUGGAUGUUCACCUCUGGACUAUACCUGUCGAGCGGUGGGCUGGUGGGGGGAGGGGUGGUGGGGUAUUGUUUUGGGAGCGGGAGGUGGGAGGUGGUGCUUUUCUUGUGGGGGAUGGGGUUGGCGGAGCGGGAUGUGUGGAGCAAGGACAGGAAGAGAAAGCAAGGAGGGGGGUGGGGGUGGGUGGUGGUGAGUCUGGUGGGGUUGUGGUUCAUGAGCCAGCCUGAUGUGGGGAGCGAGAGGACGCCUGGGUGGGUGACGCUUACGGACAUGAUACCGGGGUGGUGGGAGGAGGAGGAGAGGUAUAGGUACUACCAGAGCCUCGGGGCGGGGUUGUUUGUGAUGGCUGUGGGGAGGUGUAAGGGGUGGCAGGGGUUUUUUGCCUGGGGACCGGUGCAGUAUCUGGGACGGAUUAGCUAUGCGAUGUACUUGAUGCACGGGCCGGUGUUGCAUACGUUUGGGUAUGCUGUUGAGAGGUUUGUCUGGACGAGGAUCACGGGGGUAGAGACGGAGGGGAGGUAUGACCUGGGCUUUGGUCUGGCGGCUCUGGUCAUUGUCCCGGCGGUGAUCUGGGUGUCGGAUAUAUUCUGGAGGGGGGUGGAUGCCCCGGUCGUGAGGUUCGCGAGAUGGGUGGAGGGGGUGUGUUCUGUCAAGGAGUGA